AUGGAUGCGUUGGGUGGAGGUGGUAAUGGCUGGAUUUGGGGAAUGCUGCCAUUUCAAUCUCAACAACCAAGGAGUAGAAGCAGAAACAAGAAAUCUAAAUCCUCCGACUCAGUGGAGGCAACCGGAGGAGCCGGUUACCGGUUCCCCCUUAAGCAAGCUGCGACGGCUGCAUCUCUAGCUCUUGCCGGCGACACCAUUGCUCAACUCCGAGUCCGAUGGGUCAAGAACAAAGCUAAUUCACCACAUAGUAUUCAUGAUAAGCUUGUGGUUCUAAGAGUGGCUCUUAGUUUUAACAAGCCACUCCAUCAGGGUGGUGGCAUUGGAUACUUGGCAAAGAAGCGGCCAAUGCCCAUACUCGUAUAUGCAUGUGAACUUAUUUUUGAAAAGAAUCAAGGAUUUUGA
This is a messenger RNA of Ilex paraguariensis (yerba mate), 402 nucleotides long. NCBI's taxonomy places the organism in Eukaryota, Viridiplantae, Streptophyta, Magnoliopsida, Aquifoliales, Aquifoliaceae. The record is from the annotation of a GenBank genome assembly.